CACAACCAUCAGGACGCCGGCGUGACAUUCACUGGGUUGAAUAACGACCACCCCGUGUAUCCUACCGAGCUGUAGCCAAUAUGAGAGUACUAAAAGCGGGAUUGUGUUUGGCCAAAACGCGUCUUGUAGCUCCGAGCAGCGUCACUAUCAAAAAGGUGCUCAUCAACAGCUGUCGGUCAUGUUCCUCUGGUGUGUUUCCCAACCAGAGGAUCCGAAACAUAGGCAUCUCAGCGCACAUCGACUCCGGGAAGACAACCCUGACCGAGCGCGUCCUCUAUUACACCGGCAGGAUAGCAGAGAUACACGAGGUGAAAGGGAAGGACGGUGUUGGAGCCACUAUGGACUCAAUGGAGCUGGAGAGGCAGAGAGGCAUCACCAUCCAGUCUGCUGCCACUUACACCGAGUAUAAGGAUCAUAACAUCAAUAUUAUUGACACCCCAGGUCACGUGGACUUCACCAUCGAAGUGGAGCGAGCGCUGCGUGUGCUGGAUGGAGCCGUGCUGGUGCUGUGUGCGGUGGGGGGCGUCCAGUGUCAGACGAUGACCGUUAACAGACAGAUGAAACGCUACAACGUCCCCUUCCUCACCUUCAUCAACAAGCUGGACCGCUUGGGUGCCAACCCCAACCGAGCCCUGCAGCAGAUGAGAACCAAACUGAACCAAAAUGCAGCCUUCGUGAACAUCCCCAUCGGCCUGGAGGGAGACAUACGUGGCCUGAUUGACCUCAUAGGGGAGCGAACCAUGUAUUUUGAUGGACCAUUUGGUAAAGAUAUCCGCUAUGAUGAGAUCCCAGCUGAUUUUCGUGCAGAGGCUGCCGACCGGAGACAGGAACUGGUGGAGUGUGUAGCUAACGCUGAUGAAAUUUUGGGAGAGGUGUUCUUGGAGGAAAAAAUUCCAACCAACGAUGACCUGAAGGCUGCAAUCCGCAGAGCCACAGUACAGCGUCUCUUCUCCCCAGUGCUGGUGGGAACAGCGCUGAAGAACAAGGGCGUCCAACCUCUACUGGAUGCUGUGCUGGAAUACCUGCCAAACCCCACAGAAAUCAACAACUACGGCAUCCUCAAUGAAGAAGGUUCCAGUGAAUCAUCAAAGAUUCUCAUGGAUCCCACAAGAGAUUCUGCAAACCCUUAUGUUGGUCUGGCCUUCAAACUGGAGGCAGGGAGAUUCGGUCAGCUGACGUAUGUGCGUGUGUACCAGGGCUGUCUGAAGAAGGGGGAGUACAUCUACAACACGCGCACGAGCAAGAAAGUCAGAGUGCAGAGGCUUGUGCGUCUCCACGCUGACCAGAUGGAGGAUGUUGAUGAGGUGUAUGCAGGAGAUAUUUGUGCUCUGUUUGGGGUUGACUGUGCAAGUGGAGAUACUUUCACAUCUAAGGCCAGCGCUAACCUCUCUAUGGAGUCUAUUCACGUCCCAGAGCCUGUCAUUUCCAUGGCAAUGAAGCCUUCCAACAAGAAUGACCUGGAUAAAUUCUCCAAAGGUAUCAACCGUUUCACCAGAGAGGAUCCGACGUUUAGAGUUCAUUAUGACACAGAGAGCAAAGAAACCAUCAUCUCAGGCAUGGGCGAGCUGCAUCUGGAAAUCUACUCCCAGAGGAUGGAGAGAGAAUAUGGCUGUCCCUGUGUGAUGGGAAAGCCCAAAGUGGCUUUCAGAGAGACGAUCACCAGUCCUGUACCGUUUGACUUCACUCAUAAGAAGCAGAGUGGUGGUUCUGGGCAGUACGGUAAGGUUAUUGGAGUCCUCGAGCCGCUGGAAGCAGAAGAUUACACCAAAUUGGAGUUUGAUGACCAGACAAUGGGAACCAACGUCCCGAAGCAGUUUGUACCAGCUAUAGAAAAGGGUUACAGGGACGCCUGUGAGAAAGGACCCCUGAGCGGCCACAAAAUCUCAGGAGUCAGAUUCCUCCUGGAGGACGGAGCACAUCACAUGGUGGACUCCAAUGAGCUCUCCUUCAUCCGUGCAGGAGAGGGCGCUCUAAAGCAAGCUAUGGAAAAAGCCACCGCGGCCAUCCUGGAGCCCAUCAUGUCUGUGGAAAUUGUUGCACCUCAGGAGUUUCAGGGAACAGUUAUUUCUGGAGUAAACCGUCGCCAUGGUGUCAUUUCAGGACAGGAUGGGGCUGAAGGAUACUUCACUCUGUAUGCUGAUAUUCCACUAAACGACAUGUUCGGCUACGCCACAGAGCUACGCUCCUGCACUGAAGGAAAAGGCGAGUACACCAUGGAGUACAGCAGAUACCAGCCCUGCCUACCAGCCACACAAGAAGAACUCAUGCACAAACACUUAGAGGCUACAGGCCAGCUUCCCGCAAAGAAGAACAAGUGGAAGAACUGAAAACUGUCAAACUGUACAUUGGACUCUGACAUGACCACCGUCCCUCAUCUUUACACACGCUCUUUUCUGCCCAUCCUCAGUCAUGGCUUUGCAAUAAUUCUGUAACUUGGAGACAGAUUCCAUUUACGUUGUGGAUACCUUUGUAGUGUAACCUUCCUUUGUAUUGUUCGAUCCCUGUGAAAAACAUAUUUAUUACCUUGAUUUUAGCACCAUUUGACCUCUAUGCUCCUAGAGUGAAAACGUACAGCAAGCUCAGUGUUUUGACUUGAGCGGAUAAUGGCUUUUGUACUAUGUACAGAAUGAUCUUGUAACAAUGACUGCAACAAAGAUGAUAUAUUAUCUGU
This is a messenger RNA of Scomber scombrus (Atlantic mackerel), 2671 nucleotides long. It is a transcript of the gene gfm1, whose product is annotated as G elongation factor, mitochondrial 1. NCBI's taxonomy places the organism in Eukaryota, Metazoa, Chordata, Actinopteri, Scombriformes, Scombridae. The transcript is spliced from 18 exons. Gene Ontology annotation, molecular function: GTP binding; GTPase activity; translation elongation factor activity. Gene Ontology annotation, cellular component: mitochondrion. Bases 81 to 2327 code for a protein of 748 amino acids. The record is from RefSeq and is a predicted model, not a curated record. Gene Ontology annotation, biological process: mitochondrial translational elongation.